Phytophthora nicotianae INRA-310 is the source of this 1068-nucleotide messenger RNA. RefSeq lists its product as hypothetical. Lineage: Eukaryota; Oomycota; Peronosporomycetes; Peronosporales; Peronosporaceae. The coding region runs from base 1 to 1068 and encodes 355 amino acids. The record is from RefSeq and is a predicted model, not a curated record. The transcript is spliced from 5 exons.
AUGACACUCAAGGGAUCACCGCAAUCUACGGCUGAACGCCGGCGCGAGCGUGAGAUGCAAUACGAGCUGCUCAAAUUCCAUCGAGACCAGACGGACCCUAUUGCCACCACUAUCACCAAAAAGCGUGUACGAGAACCCCGCGUGGACUUGGAGUCGAAUCCAUUCUGCGCGGAUCGACAACUGGCCGAUAGCUACCAGCAGUUAAACUUCAAUAAGAAUCCUCGCUUCUACUCGGUAUCCAUACAGGACGGCGCGCGCGUGGAGCAGAACCCCCGAAAUCACUCCAGUUUCAUCAACCAGUCAGCAGAUUUGCUUGCAAACUCGCGAUUCGAUGCACGAGCACGACCCGAGUUCUCCACUCUGCCACCAGCCACAUCAUACACACCAGCGGUGGCGCAGUUUGCAAUUCCAAAGGUGGUUAGUGUUGACCCGAGCAAUUUGCGUAAGCCUUCUAACAACAAAAACAACAUCGAGAGCAACGGUUUAAAGGAUGUCAAAGCGAGCACUCGACACUUGUUCCCGCCAGGCCACGAUGAGUAUAGUGCCCAUCUGACAUCGCACAGCGUGACGUUCGGUCACCGUCCAAGUUCCGCAGCGAGGAUGUUCGAUCACCUGAGCAACAGUAUCAGCGGUGCGAACAGUCCCAGAAAUCCAAGUAGCAAAACUUCAUCGCGUCGAGCCUCCUCGACCCCUGUACGUACUGGGAUGAGCGUCAUGGAGCUGGCUCAACUGUUGGCCCCUGCAAAAUCUACAAAAUCCUCUUCUAUAGGAAGCAAAAGCUCAACGAGCACUUUGCAGCGUUGGAGAGCAGGAUCUACAUCAACCUCCAUCAAUUCGUAUGAAGCUUUCUCCUUAGACAAAGAAGUUGACGAUGAGCUUGAACGACAAGAUGCCGACAGAAAGAAAAAGGCACGUGAGUUGGAGUUGGAAAAGGGGUUUAUUAACUACGUGUAUAACCCACCGCGUGAACACAAGCCCGGCCAGUUCGCACCACCCGACCAAACAACCGCCCAACUUAUCGACAAAUAUCGUAAGCUUGCUGUCGGGAAGAUGCCUGACAUAUUCUAG